CUCCUUACAAUUGCCCGCAGAUUGGAAAAUACACCAACGACCCUAGAACCACCAGCCAAACUAGCUGAAUAACAUAAUGCCGCGACCUAAACACCUUCUCCAAAAGACCGCGGAGAUCACCGCGUCUCCACCAGACUCUCUGGCUGAAGACCACAAGAUCGCGCGUGUUAUCAAAGCGACAGGGAACAAUCUCUACAGCGUCACUGUCCCUGCCUCCACGACUCCAAUCCUCGUCGAGCUACCUUCCAAGUUUAGAAACCUAAUUUGGAUCAAACGAGGUGGCUACGUGGUGGUGGACACGACCGAGCGCGAGCGCGACAACAAAAUAUCAGGCGAGAUCGUGAAUGUGGUGCGAGAGCAGAAGGGCUGGAUGAAGAUGCCGUACUGGCCGAAGGAGUUUGUUGGUAGGGAAGAGGAAGAGGAGAGUGACGAGGAGGAUAGCAGAGCCGGCAAGAUGCCGAGUAGCGAUGAAGAGGACUGAAAUGAUUCGGAAUUGCUAAGAGUCCUUACCGCAUUGACAUAUCACGACCAUGCUCACUAUAAAAGUAUAUACCCACACAAAGCACACUCUACUCUGUAUGCUCGUGC
This is a messenger RNA of Pseudovirgaria hyperparasitica, 588 nucleotides long. Its product is annotated as nucleic acid-binding protein. Gene Ontology annotation, molecular function: RNA binding; translation initiation factor activity. The coding region runs from base 77 to 481 and encodes 134 amino acids. The record is from RefSeq and is a predicted model, not a curated record. Gene Ontology annotation, biological process: translational initiation. Gene Ontology annotation, cellular component: nucleus. NCBI's taxonomy places the organism in Eukaryota, Fungi, Ascomycota, Dothideomycetes, Acrospermales, Acrospermaceae. The transcript has a single exon.